AUGAAAGUCCUGACAGUUGAAGACAAUGUGGCAAAUGUGGGGGGUGGGAAUGAACCCACCGUAGUCGAGGGUACACCUAUUCUGACUAAAGAAGAACUUAACAAAGGCUGUCCUCUUGGAGUAUCUCGAGUCACUUCAUCGCUCUAUGUCUGUGGAGCCCAUGCUUUACCUGGAGCAGUAAGGGCUCUACAUCCCGGUCUCAUUGUGAGUGCAGCGCCAGAGCUACCUCCACCACCAGAAGAUUAUGUACCAAGGCAGCUUGUACCACUACUAGACACACCAAACUCAGAUAUGCACCCAUAUAUGGAAAGUGUAGCCGACCUGAUCAAUGAGGUUGUCUCACAUGGUGAUGUGGUACUGGUUCACUGUGUAGCUGGUGUAUCCAGGUCUGUGACACUUUGUUUGGCGUAUCUCAUCAAAUGGCAAAAGAUGACCUUGAGGGAUGCUUAUCACCACAUGAAGCAACGACGGCCACAAAUCAGACCGAACACAGGUUUUUUUAAACAACUGAUCAAGUUUGAAGAGAGACUCUUCUGCGAACCUUCUGUCAAAAUGAUCUACUGCGAAGCUAUUGAUAAAGAAAUACCAGACGUAUACGAAGCUGAUUACAGCGGAAUGACUUGGUUCAGGCAACGAUACGGGCCUAUCGAGAAACGUUAA
Messenger RNA from Arctia plantaginis, 660 nucleotides. NCBI's taxonomy places the organism in Eukaryota, Metazoa, Arthropoda, Insecta, Lepidoptera, Erebidae. The record is from the annotation of a GenBank genome assembly.